AUGCCUUUCCUUGCGGCUGUUUGUUUCUUGUUGGUUGUAUCGUCUGUAAAUGAUGUCCCCUCUUUCUGUGUGUUUGGUCCUUUUUUUUUUAUUGUCUUUUAUUUGCCUUUUGAGGUUUACUCGCCCAUUCUUUGGUUAGGCAUAUUGGCACGGCCGCGAGCAACACACAUGAAGUCCACCAGUUACCAGCCCAUCCGUGUGCGGACGCUAGAGAUCCUGUGGCACGGAUGUGAGCGCGAUGAGGAGGCGGUGCAACUGGGUUUACAGAGUGUCGCCAUUGAAGGUAUUGUGUCAAUCGACUACAACAGUCAGAAGGAUCGCAUUGUCACUUGCGGCGGUGACGGCUAUAUACGUCUGUGGCAGCUGAACCCAGAAGCCACCGAUAGUUGGCUUGCCAACAGUCAAAGUGACAUGACGGCAUGUGUCAGUUUUGUCGCCGGUAUGCGGACGUCGUGGAUGCCCUUGACGGCGCGUUGGUCCCCACACGGAAGUAUGAUUGCGUCCGCCCAUUGUGAUGGGAAAAUAUGUUUGUGGUGGCAAGAGAAGCAUGAGGACGGGAAGAAGGAGGAGGAGUGGAAGGACUAUCGACAUCUUUCUGGCCAUGUGAUUGACGUCUAUGAUUUGUGCUUUUCGCCCGACUCGCGGUAUCUUCUUAGUGCUGGUGGGGACGGCAGUGUUGUCAUCCACGACCUUGAGGGCUCCACCGUGCCGGUGGUGCAGCUGACGGAGGUGCACCACAAGUUCUGUCGUGGGGUGGCAUGGGACCCGUGGUGUAAAUACGUCGCCAGUUUUGGUGGAGGACCCCCGCUGCUUUUCUUCACUCAUACCGCAAAGACAACAGGGGCGUCACGACGGGUGCACUUGACAGGACAGCGCAAAGCGCCAGGGGAUUAUAUUGGGGAAUCUUGCGCCACAACUUUUCGGCGCUUUGGAUGGUCUCCCGAUGGAUCUUUGGUGGCCGUUCCAUACGGGAAAGCAUCGCAUCAUUCUAACAGCCAGAAUCAACAUCAUCAACAUAAAAAUAACAAUAAAGAUGCCAGUGAAACGCGUCGAGGGGACGAUAUGAUCCAUUGCGUCUACGUGUACACUCGCAAUGCCUUGGACAAGGUAGCAGCUCGGCUGACUAUCCGCGGCUACUCCGAGGUGCGUGGUGUGCUGUGGGCGCCGUGCUUCCUGCAGCCCCUUGACGAAGACGACGGUGACGGUGGCAGCGACGGCGGUAACGGCAGCGGUGUGGAAACGAGUGGGAGAAGCGAGGGUGAAAGAGAAGUGGCGCGGGGUGGGGAAGAAACGGCAACGAACAAAGCAGAGAGGCAGCGAUGCGCUUUGGCUGCUCGUGGCUCAUGGGGACCGGACAGCUACCGUAUGGCAAUGGCAGUCUGGACAGCGGAUUCGGUGGUUGUGUACACGACGGACAGCGAUGUACGCCACAGUGACUAUACAGACCUUCACAUGCGCAGCAUCUCUGACGUGGCGUGGAGUCCCAAUGCCAGAUAUCUGUUGACCGCCUCGCUUGAUGGCUACGUCUCUGUCAUAUCCACCGGUGGCUCUCUUGGGAUUGCCCACAAACUCCCACUCUUCUCCACUGAGCCUGUGACGGUGGGUUUGUGCUGCAUGAUGUCAGAGAUCCACAGCCUCGGUGAGAAGCUGGAAACUGGAGGUCGGUCCGCGGCGAACAGUGCGACUGCGGCAAAGACCUCUUCGGGUGGCGGUGCCCUGUUGCAUGCGCCUGUCAAGAAGAAGAGGAAGUUGGCGGAGGAGCCGCAGAAGCAGCAGCAAGAAAGUGUACAAACUAUUGGGGCGAUACCGCUCAGUGAGCUUUCAGAACUGAUGGAGAACAUUUGA
Molecule: messenger RNA, 1845 nt
Organism: Trypanosoma cruzi
Lineage: Eukaryota; Euglenozoa; Kinetoplastea; Trypanosomatida; Trypanosomatidae
Product: chromatin assembly factor 1 subunit B, putative
Exons: 1
Coding region: 1-1845 (614 amino acids)
Biological process (GO): chromatin organization; DNA-templated transcription
Cellular component (GO): nucleus; HIR complex
Molecular function (GO): protein binding; nucleosome binding
Source: RefSeq, a predicted model, not a curated record